AGAAUGAUUGCGUCCACAAAAGCUCCAUCGAAGAAGAAGAAAAGAGUCUUGCGACCCGUUGAGGGUACGAGAGGGUCAGCUAGUGGUAGCUAGCUAGCUGACCAUGGUGAUGUUUGCUGCCGCAGCAGCACCGUGGAGUCAGAAGAAGAAGAAGCAGCAGCAAGUGGACGGUCAAACGAAGAAUCGUUAUUCCAGUUCGGCCAAAAAGGAGUUGCUGGCCGCAAAGUUGGAAGGGACACCCACGAAGAGCCGCCACGACGAUGGAUGUCGCCAAAGCAUCAUGUCCGAUGUGACGGCGACAACAGUGGCUUCUGAUUCGUUACGGUCGUCUUCUCUGCACGACGCAUCGUCGCAGAGAGAUUCCAUCUUUAGCAGCGGUGGUACGACGAGUAGUGGAAGCUUUGAUUCAGAACAUACUCAUCUGCCCAAUAAGACGAAUCUACUAGCAUCCUUUGAACGGAGAAACAACAACGACAACAAUAAUUCUUCUGAUGCGGAUAUCUUUGAUCGCUUGCAUCACAACCAGAAACGCUGCCAUCGUCUGUGGAAAGAUCCAUCCGAAACAGGUUCCCACGCUUCUUCUUCGACUCGCAGCGAGCGACUGCACGAGUAUGAAAGGGACGUCACCCGGCAAGGACUCAGAGGAGAACGCAACAGCACCCCGCGUCGUACGGACAACGGUAGGAGUGUCUCGACCGACCCCGCCGCGAAGUACAGGGAGAGAAGAGUGGGAGACGCCGAAAACUCUCGGUCUCCUCUGGCACCAAAAUCUCCACCGAGAUCUGUUCGAAGAGAGACGCUGGAUAAUGCAUCAGGUUAUUCGUCGUACUUUGAUCACCUGUAUCAGCGUGCGGAACCUGUGUUGAAAAACAAUUCUACGGUGGCUUCCAGCGCAGGGAGGCAGUUUGGCUCUCAUUAUCAUGUGCAACCCUUGCCCAUGUUGGAACCAUUGCCGCCCCAUAUGAUGACCCGUGCGAGCUCCAAUCCGGAAGCGCUGUCCUUACGACCGAGACCGCAACGCAUGGAUUUGCCCGCCAGAACCAGCCAAGUGGUACGGAACUCGACAUGGCAAGAAUUACAACACCAGCACGAGGACUUGCUCUCCAGUAGUACUACUAGCUCGAAAAAGCAGGAUGAAGAGGAGAUUGGGAGUUCUUCUCGUCGCGGCAGGGAGAGUCAGCGGAUUGUCACAGCACUGAGAACAUCCAGAGGCGCUCGUUCCAUGAGUCCCAAGCGAACCAUCAUCAGUGCUCCUGCUGCGACGACACGUCGACGCAAGAAGGCCGGUAAACGUGAUCAAGGAGCGCCACCUUCGAGGCAUGCUAGUAGGUCGCUGAGCCCCACCAGGGCUAGCAAUCCACCAUUAUGUGUUCAUUCAACGUUUGAACGAUUGUAUCUCAACGAAAAGCGACCGGAAAAACUUUGGAAGGAACCAGCCAGAUUUGAUGGGUCCAAGAGUCCAGCAUACAGAGCAACGUCAAGUAGCAGCAGAAAAGACGAACCUGUGCCGGCCAUUUUUGAUCGGCUUUAUCACAAUGAGAAGCGUGCGGAACCCCUGUGGCAUCCACCACCAGAGCCAGCAUCACUGCGUGUGAAACUGCAACCUGGUGGUGGUCGCCAUCACCCGCCAACGUCUCCCUCAUCUGCCAUGGGCUCUUGUGGAGGCUGGGAGGAUCUCAGUUCUGUGAAAAGUCACGGUUCUCAUAAUAGCAGCUCGAAGAAACGCCUUUGGAUGCCUCCGCGAAAGCCGAAACACUCUUCUCAUGCUUAUCCAGUGCCCUACUGUUCUCCAAUUUCUUCCGCCAAGGCCACAGUGUCCCUGGCACCGUCGUCGCCCUCAUCGUCGCACUUGGCACGUUGUAAAGCAUGUAUGGAACGUGCUCUUAUGCCCGCGCCCAAGAAACAUGCCUUUUUGAAGUCCCAUUCAAGGUCCCCUCGGCCAAAGGUCUAUGAACCCCCAGUUUCCAUUUUAUCACUGCCAAGCACAGUCAUGGCAGGUGCGGGGACGCACUUGACGACGCCGAAAGGUUCGCGGGCGGUAACAUUACCAGAUAUGACGUUGGUGACCCCGCAAGCCUCACAAGAAGAAGCAACUCCAGCGAGCUAUCCACACCGGUCUGUGAAGACGAAUGAUUUGGCAUCUUCGUCGUUUCAACAGCGAUCGUGUGAGGGUGACGCCCCUUCUGGUCUUGUGUCAGCAGUUGAUGCUGCUGCAUUCGAUACACGCAACAAACUCCUAGACCGCAAAUCCCGAUCGUUGAGUCCGUCCAAUCGGAAGGCCAGCGCUCCUUGUAUGCAACAAGGUCACGAGGAAGUUCAGGACAUGGCCUGCAUCUUGGAUGACUCCGAAGUGGAAGGGAAGCGGAAAGAUGUUCCAGCGGUUGUUUCUACAGCAGAUGUGCCUGCGUCAUCAAGACCACGAAGAGUUGACUGCGACGAUUCCGUUCCCAAUGUCAACCAGAAAGAGCGGGCAGAGGAUGACAGCGUGCAACGCGCCGAUCAAUCAACCGUCGAGGAAUGGCAAGGACAAGGACACGAUGAACAAAAGGAGAACUUGGAUGCAUUGGAACAGAGCAAAGCUUCAACAAUGGCCGAGAGUGACCGCAAUUCUGCGACCGUUGGCGCAAAGAAAGGCGAUCCAGGAGCUAUUGAAUCAAGCGUCCCGCAAUUAUGCACAGCCAGUGAAAUUGCUGCGGAUUGCAUUCUGCCGACCAAUGUAAAAUCCUUUGUGGAUGUGGAGGACGAUAACGAGUCAACAAAAUCAUCAACAGACGGCCGCGGAUCUGCUGCUCGUGAUUGUGUAACGGACAAAUCUUUUGCAGGGAUCUCCGCCACAGACACCUCUGCCAAGGAGCAAGAGACAGAAUUUUCUUCCGUCUCCACUCCGGAACUGAGCUCUGCCGUGGAUGAGUCUGUCUGCGUGACGGGUGUGCAAAUGUCAAAUCCAGCUGUCGAUUUGGUGAAGCAGAUCGGUGCCGAGAGUCUUGGGCACAGUGUGGACUCCAACAAGAAAGAACACAGCCCCACCCGGGAUGAAGCCGAGAGCCGUGUGGUUUCCACAGACAAGUCAAGAAGGCAGCUGGAUGCUGCCCCAAGUUCGGCUGUGUCGAACGCCGCAAAGCGUGUCGGUGCACACAUUGUGCGCCCGCAGCGAGGAAAUCUUCUUGCAGCAUCGGUUGUUGGCCAGUACCUGGAGGAGAAGAUCCCAGAAAUCAAGGAAGCAAUAUCCGUGUAUGCUUCCAGGAGCACCGAUGACGAAGACAUGAUUGACCCUGACGAGGUUGUGCCAACCAAACUAUCGUCCCUCGCCUACGAUUGGUGGACUGUGUCCAUUCAUUCAUCUCAGUGUCAUACAGCAAGUGAUGCGGAGAGUGUUGUCGUCUCUCCGCCAAGAACCAACAACUACUCGUUCUUGUUCCCAAAGCCGCCAACGACGGCAUGCAUCGGGUGGUUGUUUCUUAAGCCGUCACAUCAUGAUGCCUGAUGCCGUGUGGAUAUAUGUUAGUCGAAACCAAGAUCACCAUUUCUGUUCACCACCCUAAGAUGACGAGCAUCUUUAUUGCAGGGAUUUGAGAUAUUUUUGUAGGUGCAGCUGGCGAUGUGAUCUCUAGUUAGUUUGUAAGAGCAAAGUGAGAAACUACUAAAAGAAUUAGCUUCGUGGUUCUUCCGCCUUACAGUCCAAUGUUCACUACGUGG
This is a messenger RNA of Seminavis robusta, 3696 nucleotides long. NCBI's taxonomy places the organism in Eukaryota, Bacillariophyta, Bacillariophyceae, Naviculales, Naviculaceae. The record is from the annotation of a GenBank genome assembly.